Scaptodrosophila lebanonensis is the source of this 447-nucleotide messenger RNA. RefSeq lists its product as uncharacterized. The coding region runs from base 1 to 447 and encodes 148 amino acids. The record is from RefSeq and is a predicted model, not a curated record. NCBI's taxonomy places the organism in Eukaryota, Metazoa, Arthropoda, Insecta, Diptera, Drosophilidae. The transcript has 2 exons.
AUGCCAACGAUACACGCAGCUUCUAAUGGCACCGAUUUUGGCAUUAUUACUUUUCCGGCUGAGAAGGAGCAAUGCACCUGCGCCCUUCUAUCCAUGUCCUGCACCUGUUGCCAGAGCGUGGUGGUUAAUAUCAUGAACAUAACCAGGAGGCUUUGCAUGACUUUCAAGCUAUCGAUAUUGAGCGUCUCUGUUGAUGUCACCAUCACCCUCGAUGGCAACCAAGUUUCCCAGUUCAGCAUCAGCGCCAAAAAUCCGCCCACCUACUGCAUGCCCAUGCUCGAUCCCACGCCCCUGGCCAUGUGCGUCAAGGUGCACGACGUGAAGGUUGUUGGGCUGACAGGCGUCCAGAUCUGCUCCACCUUCUACACAAGCUUCGAUACGAAUCAAAUAUUCGCUUACGAAUUUCCUUGCGUUAAAUUAAGCACAAGCGGCGUUGAAUUGAUGUAA